AUGGCUGAGGAGGAGGGUGAUGUGGACGAGGAGGACGUGUUCCUGGCGUUUGCCCGGAGGCCCUCUCCUCCCAGGGGUCCCCUGCGGCAGGCCAUGGACAAGGCCUUCUUUAUCUUCCUGGUCCUCACCCUGACACUACUGACGCUGGAGGCUGUUUAUAAGCUGCUAUGGCUGUUACCAUGGGCAAAGUUUGGGGACUGGCUCCUGAGAACACCUCAGAUGGAGGAGGAGCUGGAACUGUGACCGCCUUUCCUAUAAACGUCCUCUUUCCCUGCCACAGAGCUCUCUCAGAGGAAGAGAACGAGAGAGACUCGAGGUAUUUUACGAGCCUCAUUUCGUCUCACGGCAAUUGGCACAGAUUCUUCUCAGAACCCCCUCCCCACAUCGCCCGUCCUCAGGCCCUGGAGCCCCUGGACAAAGCACGGCCUCCUGGUCAUCAGCGCCUGCGCCUCGGGAAUCCCCUCCAGAAAAGGAAGGAGAACCACCCAGGUCCCACCUACUUGGUUGGUCAUUAGUUCUGUGGUGGAGCUUGAAAAGCAAACCAACAACAAUAGCAGUAAUAAUAACACAU
Messenger RNA from Lagenorhynchus albirostris (white-beaked dolphin), 571 nucleotides. RefSeq names its product small integral membrane protein 40 (gene SMIM40). NCBI's taxonomy places the organism in Eukaryota, Metazoa, Chordata, Mammalia, Artiodactyla, Delphinidae. The transcript has 2 exons. The coding region runs from base 1 to 243 and encodes 80 amino acids. The record is from RefSeq and is a predicted model, not a curated record.